UGCACGUCGCACUAGAAAAGCGCAUCAUUUGCGCACGUCCACGGUUUCCACACUCAGGUGUGUGAGAUACAGUUCAUGUCGGAUAGAGCCAUGCUUGUGAUACUAAAGGACAUAUUUAUCAGCUGAAAGUCGAUAAGCAGCUUCAAGUGACUUGAACAGAGCAUCAUGGGAGGAGUGGUGGUGGAUGAUGGAGGUGGUGGGGUGAAGGCCCCUGAUGGAGGAUGGAGCUGGGCUGUGCUCUUUGGCUGCUUCAUUAUCACUGGCUUUUCCUAUGCUUUUCCUAAAGCUGUCAGCGUCUUCUUUAAAGAGCUGAUUCGUGAGUUUGGUGUGGGCUACAGUGACACUGCCUGGAUCUCUUCGAUUCUGCUGGCAAUGCUCUAUGGUUCAGGUCCCCUGUGUAGUGUUUUAGUAAAUCGCUUUGGGUGUCGCCCUGUGAUGAUGGUGGGUGGCCUCUUUGCUUCUCUUGGCAUGAUCUUGGCGUCUUUUGCCAGCAACAUUUUUCAUAUCUAUCUCAGCACUGGAGUCAUCACGGGUUUGGGUCUGGCCUUGAAUUUCCAGCCUUCACUCAUCAUGCUGAAUAGAUACUUCAGUGAAAAAAGACCCUUGGCCAACGGACUGGCUGCAGCUGGGAGUCCCGUUGCACUGUGCUGUUUAUCUCCCCUGGGCCAAGUUCUUCAGUAUAAGUAUGGCUGGCGUGGUGGCUUCCUCAUCCUCGGAGGCAUACUGCUUAACUGCUGUGCAUGUGCAGCCCUCAUGAGGCCAUUGGUGGCACCAAAGAGGAAAGAUGACCAGGAAGCAGCAAAAGGAAUGAUGGAAAAGCCAAAACCAAAGUCCAAGUUGCUGGACUUCAGUGUCUUUAAAGACCGAGGGUUUGUCAUCUACACCAUUGCAGCAGCUAUUAUGGUGUUAGGGCUGUUUGUGCCACCAGUAUUUGUAGUUAGCUAUGCAAAAGAGCUGGGCAAUGAAGACACCAAGUCUGCACUUCUGCUCACCAUUCUUGGCUUUGUCGAUAUCUUUGCUAGACCUACAUGUGGUAUUAUUGCUGGACUGAAGUGGGUGCGCCCACGUUGUGUUUACUUCUUCAGCUUUGCUAUGAUCUUUAAUGGUACCACCGAUAUUAUAGGGUCCAUGUCAAAGGACUACACGGCACUUGUAAUUUUCUGUAUUUUCUUCGGUGUCUCCUAUGGAAUGGUGGGAGCCUUGCAGUUUGAGGUCCUAAUGGCCAUUGUGGGAACAGAAAAGUUCUCCAGUGCAAUCGGCCUGGUGCUCCUGGUCGAGGCCAUUGCUGUGCUAGUGGGGCCACCUGGUGCAGGUCGGCUCCUGGAUGCCACCAAGGUCUACAUGUACGUGUUCCUGCUAGCAGGCUGUGAGGUGGUCCUCUCAGCUCUCGUACUUUGCAUCUGCAACCUGCUUUUUAUCAAGAAAACACCUCAGCAGCCUGACUCCUCUGCCAAGAUGGAGAUGGCUGUGACAGAGACUGAGCUGGAGCAGUUUAACAGAGUUUCUCAGGAUGAAGAGGAUCAAGGUGGGAAGAAAGAACCGGAGCCCAGUGAUGUACAGGCAGGAGAGCAGAGUAUAAAUCCAGAGGUGGAAGCCCAGAAAGGGACCACUGAGGACCCUGACAAGCCAGAAACGGCAAGUCAAGAUGCACUUCAGGUUGAGUCUGUAGAUCUUGAGAAGCCUUCUGAAGCAGUGACCAAAGCGAAUGGCGGUGCAAUGGAACCUGAAAGUUCUCUGUGAUCUCGGUACUGUGAGAUAGUCUUGGACUGUUUGCAAAAGAAAGAACUUGAUGUUUUACGUGUUUGCUUUGGAUGUCUUGUGUGCUUUCUGUACUGCACUGAUCAAUGUCUUGUGAUUUACAGAUACGUUUAGUGUUUGAAUUUCAAAGACAUUUAGAACACAUUAUCCUUUUACAACCUUGUACAGUGAUGAGCCAAAAGUGGGUUUAUGCACCCAUAUAAAAACAAAGGCUGUGUUCCUAACAGAAAUACUACCACAAAUUUAAAGUAAGCUACUGUAUGUGGACAAGGAUACGAAACAGGCAUACUAAUAAAGUAUUUUGGAUUUUAAAAUUACUCUUAAUGGUUGUUCGAUUAAAAUUGUCCUACAGUGAAACAGCAACUCGGUCAUUAAGUAAUCAAUAUCUAGGGAAGUAUUAAAUGGUGCAGUGUUAUUUAAAGGACCUGCCCAGAUUACGAAGUGUGCAGCACAGAGAUGUAUUUUAGAUUUGUUACCAAACCAACAGCCAGUAAAUAUUCAUAACCAUUAUUGUGAACAUGCUUGAUCUCAAUUGUAGUGUUGGCUACUGUGUAAAGUGUUCAUUGUCUUUUCAAGCUUGGUGUAAAGGAGUAUUUGUGGCAUAGGUCUGUAAACGUUACGCAAAUUGAGCUGCUUCAAGUUACCCACAGUCAAAUGUAUAACUGUCUCUGUAUUGGAGACCCAUUGAAAUGCGCACACUUAAUUUUCAGUGUUUUGUCAGUGAAGUUUUUAAAAUGGGGUCCUUGUGCUUGAUUGUAAUACUUCAAAGUGGCAGUGUAGUGCAACUUCAGUAGUCUACUGGGUGAUGUAUCUCUAGUGCAGUCCCCCCCAAAAUCACACUGGUUUUUACUCCUAAGCUCAUUUAACAAGUCAUUUGUGAGCUAAAUUGGGUGUUUUAGCAAUAAAACCAAACAUUUUUGGGUUUAUCCAGUGUUAAACACUGGUCUGAACAAGUAGAGCAGAUGAGGUUGAAUGAAUUUGGAUGAAUGAUGAAAUGAAGUCGCUGACACUGCCAUUGAUUUUAAUGUUGUAGCUUUAGUUAGUCUGCUUUAUAUUUUUCACUACUUAUCAUAGUUUUGUAGUUCUUGUUGCUAGAUAUUUGCUGCUAGCAACAAUAGUUGCUAUUUUUAGAUAUGUAUAAUGUUUUUUUUUGUUUUGUUUUUUUUUCUUAAAUACAUUUGGAUGUUUCGUUUCUAGUGAAAACAUGUUCAACAUUUUAAAGGUUGCACUGUUCAUGACUACCUAUCCAGCAUCUUGUUUUUGGUCAGUAAUAAGACUUCUGUUACAAGUUUCUUUCGUGAACCAGCAGAGUGUAUAGGGUGCUCUUUGAUGGUUUAAAAUACUUGAGAUUUGGCUGUGCCUUAAACCUGGAAUGACGUUACAGAAAACACACAAAGUAGAAUAUUUUAAGUCUUCACUUUUUUUUGUCCAAGAUGCUGUCUAUUUCUGUAAGUUGAUGAAUAAAGUUCUUAACUGAAAGCAAACAAA
Molecule: messenger RNA, 3246 nt
Organism: Neoarius graeffei (lesser salmon catfish)
Lineage: Eukaryota; Metazoa; Chordata; Actinopteri; Siluriformes; Ariidae
Gene: slc16a3b
Product: solute carrier family 16 member 3b
Exons: 5
Coding region: 166-1740 (524 amino acids)
Biological process (GO): transmembrane transport; monocarboxylic acid transport
Cellular component (GO): membrane
Molecular function (GO): monocarboxylic acid transmembrane transporter activity
Source: RefSeq, a predicted model, not a curated record